This is a messenger RNA of Ictalurus furcatus (blue catfish), 3686 nucleotides long. RefSeq names its product UPF0450 protein C17orf58. The record is from RefSeq and is a predicted model, not a curated record. Bases 1402 to 2592 code for a protein of 396 amino acids. NCBI's taxonomy places the organism in Eukaryota, Metazoa, Chordata, Actinopteri, Siluriformes, Ictaluridae. The transcript has 4 exons. Gene Ontology annotation, molecular function: protein binding.
CCUAACUUCAUUUUUGUACUUUCUGUUUUUUUCAUUUUACAACUGAAUUUAAGUGCCCAAGAAAUGAUCAAAUGUGAUCCGUAUGUAUGGAAAGAGGAGCUUGCCUUCUUGAAUGUUCCUUCCUGCCAGAAAUGGAAAAGAAAUGAAUCCUGAAGCACCAGAAGUGGAUUACCCAUAGUGACAAAUCGAAAUAGUUGUCUUAUUAAUAGGUUAUGUUAGGGCUGUAUGAAAACACAUGAUAACGAUAGGUAAAUUUGACAGAUGUUCUGCAUGAGGGAAUGUGUUCUAAUAGUUGUUUAGAAACUUUUCAAACUAAAAUUAAAUUGAACUGGACAAAGCAGGGUGAUUUUUUUUUUUUUUCCAGAGGGAAAUCACCAGAUAUACUUGAAGCCAAUUUGAAUGUUGAAUUUAAGACAUCAGGUUUGGGGAAAACGUUUAUUAAUUGCUCUUAGAUAAAAUAGUAAUUCAAAGUUUUAGUCCUUAGCUUCCUAAAAGUGUUCCGGCAUCUAGAACCUUUACAGGUUUCAACACUUUACCAUUUUUCAAAGAGACCAAGAUGCAGACUAUAAUUACCUUAAACUAGAUGCGUCUCAUUCUUAUUAAGAUUUUAAAAAUAUCAAAGACGAUUCACAGUUUGCGUUUCAUCUUUACUCAAAAUGCAGUUGAUUGUCCAAGACAACUACUCUUCUAACCCAUAAUUCAACAACACUCAGUUCAGCAACAGCUAUGUUAUAUGGUGUUAUACCAAAGCGCUGUUGAAUUCUCAAUUCUGAUUGGUCAGACGGUCUUGAUUAAUUUUCUAUAACAGGAGCGCUGAAACUAGUUUGAGCUACAAGACAAAACAAUGGUUUAUACUGUAUUAAUGACCUCAUUUUUAAAAAAAAACAAACAAACCCAACUUUCUCUAGAACGGCAACUCUGACAAUAGCUCGGCUGCAAGCUAUAUAUUACUGUGCUAGUUCUAAGUGUUAUUCUUUCUACAGUAAGAACUGACACACAAAAUUGUAUAACAGAUAUAGCGCCACAUACUGUACACAGAUUUGACAGUUUUCUGUGAAGAGGUGUUCAUGCAGCAAUGUUUGGAAGGAGUCUCCAGUGUCAGCAUUUUGUUACAGUCAAAGAUAAAACUCUAGCUGGGUUUCCCCGACAUGAAAAGUCUCCAUGAUGGGUUUGCAUGUAACAUGAGAAGUUGUUAUGUUUUGGGUUUUUUUUUUUGUCAAGAGAGAGAGAGAAAAUAGAGGCCAGUGAAGGAACGACUGUUUAUAGCUGUUUUAACGUUGGCAAUAUCAGGACCUAACUUGUCUUAUGGACAUAAUACAAGUUUAAAAAAAAUAAAAAAGUAUUAUAAUUGUAAUCAUUGGCAAAAUACUGUGGUUUAAGAGGAAUAAAACACUUUGCGACAUGCUGUUAUUGGAAAAUAAUCAACUUCUGGGUGGUAACAGUAAUUCUGCAUCAUUGUUGAUUAUUUUCUUAUAUCAGCACUGCUUAUUACUUAAUAAGCUGUGCUUGCUAACUGUGGGUCUGUUCACAGAGUUGUUUUCCCUGAUCGGAGCACCACCGGUGCAAACGUCUGACUCCUCCAGCAACCAAACCAAAACCGGAGUCAAAGAUCCUUCUCUACCAGCCAAUGAGCUGCUGGAGCAAGGCAAAAAAUCUGCAGACCCGAAGCUGGCGCUGCCCCCGGGGAUAUGGCCCAAACAUACAGACCCGCUAUCCCCUCAUCCUCGGCAUAGCACACAGAGCAAGAGCAAGAAGGGCUCGAGGGACGAGCGGCUUCCCAUCGAACAUAACAAUGAGAAACUGCGUAAUGAUGGGAAUCCUAAUAAAGUCGUCCCUGCUACUGGGGUCGGGGCAUCGAACCGCACACAGACACAGAAAGCUACACCUGAAAGCCCUAUGCAGUCCAAUAACCCUCCAUCUAGCGAGUCUGAGUUAAAUCACAACUCCAGAUCACGUACACGCUCACAGCAGCCAUCGUCUAACACGCACAGAGAAACUGGGACUGGUCGGAAUGAUCCCGAGGAGAACAGACCUGGCAGAUCGAGCCUGAACAACAGCCGCCCAUUCAUCCAGUACAACCGGCGCUCUUCCAGUCUGCUCUACCACUUUGACAUCCACAAGAAAGAGUCGGAUUUCACCCAUGAUGCAGUGUGUCUGAGCGAAUGCAGGAAGGACAAGGAUGAGACGGAGCACUUCUGCUACAGUGAAUUCGCCAUCAACGGCAUUGUUCACGACAUUGAUAUAAUUCGUCGAGGCAUCAGGCUGGUCUCUCUGCUGGUGAGCAACGACGGCUUCUACAAGAUGAGCCGCCUAUUCAUCACACCAGACGCCUACUUCUUCAAGGUGAACAUCUUGGUCUUGGACACCUACAAGUGUAGCAAACCUUGUCCUGACCUCAAACUCGGUAGCAGAUACAUAGUCAUGGGUCAUAUCUACCACCGAAGGCGCCAUCUUCCCUCCAGUCUCCUCACCCUCCUUGGAGGCAAACUGAAACCCGGAGACGGGGUCCUGCGCAGCAACAGCUACGUCAAGCGCUACAACAAGAGAAGGCACCAGAAAGCUCAAGAGGCCAUGCGCUCGAGGUGCAGGUGAAGGGGAAAACAAAUGUCUCGCUGCGACACCUGCUGCACAGGAGGACUAACUGCGGCCUUAUGUAAAUAUAAAAAAGAACAACCUCAUAAUCUUGCAGUAUUAUCAGAGGAGAUAGACAGGAAGACAAAGGCGUCUCUGUCCACCUAGCCCAAGCGUCCGAGUGUAAUAGAUCAAUCCACUCCAAGUGGGGAUAUUUUGCUUGCUGUACAAUGCUUGCCUUUCUGCCUGUCCUCUUUCAUAGACGACUCCAGGGAAAUCCGCUGGAUUCCAUCCACUGGCGGAGGAUCUGAUUCAUGUCUGAAACAUGAACCGGGAACCGGCUAAAUAUUUCCUCCGAGAAAUAUUCGGAGAAAAGUAAUAAAAUAAAGUUUUUAUGUGUUUAUAUACCCUAUACACCCUGCCCUGUUUGAUAUACACACAAGAACCGUGUUGUGUUUUCAGCGGACAUUUACCCUCAUAAAGACCGGACAGGUUAGGGAUGUUGUAAAAUAUCUGACCUUAUUUCAAUUGCACUCAGAGCGCUCACGUCCACAUGGCGUCAGUGUCUUUUAAGCAGUUAUGUUCUGUCAUUUCAUAUUCCAUAACCCAUGUGUUUCCUUUACAAAACCCAGACUAUGCUGUGUGACUUUGAACAUGUAGUGCACUGUGCAUGUUGCAGAAGUUACUAUUUUAUACCCUAUAAGAGCACUUUCUUUAAAAAAUACAUGUUGUACACUAUGUAGAGUGUACAGUAGAUGCCAAUUUUUCAUACCUUAUACAGUGCACUUUCCUUUACAGUUUGUGAUGCUAAUCGGGCCCGCAGGUUUCAUCUCUACACAGCAUCCAGUGUCCUGUGUGCAGGGUUUUUUUUGUUUUCUCUCUCUCUCUCUCUCCAUAUUUUUCCAGUUUGGAAACAUCAUGUGUCAUUAUCUCAGUUAAUUUCUGUUUAUUUUCCCAUUCACACUAUUUGAGCAGCACAGAAUGAAAGCACAAACCAACAACACAGAACUCUAUUUACGGAGCCCUAUUUAUUUUACCCGUACUUUGUAUUUCUCCUUUAAAUUAUAUCAGAAAGCAGGAAAUGUGCUGUUAUGCUCAAAAGAAGGAAAGGAAGA